CAACUACUAUGGCUCAUGGAAAUGACUGAUCGAACCUUCCCCCACGUGACCAACACGUGAGUGGCAUCGAAUGAUUUUCUCCCAAUUAAGGUAAGCGUUGGUUGCGCCAUCCUCUUCAAAUUCGAUUGCUCCAAGCCCGGUCACAUGAUUAUUAGCCGUGCGCCUAAGGGCGUUUAAGCAUGACCGACAUAUAUCCUACAUGAAGAGGAUGCACUAUCCCUAUUCUGGAUAGAUAUGUCAGCAUUUUGGGUAUAGUCGCUCUUGGACCGAGACUGCAUCCGUGGGGGAUUUUCGCCAAUUUUUCCUACUUUUCGCAACUUUUCAUCCUUUCAGUGGACUUGACCUUUUGUCGCACUUGUUGUUUGUUUCUCAUUCCUUUAGUAUAUAAUUUUCUGCCUUUACGUCAUAACAUGGCAGUGGAAACUGCGACCCGGAAAUGUAUUGGGGUGGAUUGCGACAAGAUCGCGGGAACUUUACAGUGUCCGACAUGCCUUAAACAGGGCACGGAUAGCUUUUUCUGUUCACAGGAAUGUUUCAAACGGAGUUGGAGCGAGCACAAGGGCAUUCAUAAAGCAAAGAGUAAUAUCCUCACCAGCCUGUUUCCGCCAAAAGUAGUUUCUGAACCAGAUCCAGCCACCGGCCUAUUCAACCCUUUCCCGGCCUACCAGUUUACCGGUUCUUUGAAACCCGUCUAUCCGCUGUCACCCCGGAGAACAAUUCCCAAAUCGAUCCCUCAUCCCGAUUAUGCCAAAGACGGCAUUCCUCGAUCAGAGCAGAAGUUCAUUGGCCGACAUAACAUUACCAUCCUGAACAAGGAACAACAAGAGGGUAUGAGGAAAGUUUGCCGCCUGGCCCGUGAGGUGUUGGAUAUUGCCGCACGGGAGCUGAAGCCUGGUAUUACAACCGAUUACCUUGAUGAGGUGGUUCACAAGGCCUGUAUAGAACGCGAUUCCUACCCAUCGCCGCUGAACUAUAUGCACUUCCCCAAGUCCGUUUGCACGUCGAUUAACGAGACCAUCUGUCACGGUAUCCCCGACCAGCGCCCGCUUGAAGACGGUGACAUCAUCAACAUUGAUGUGACACUGUAUCAUAAUGGCUUCCAUGGUGAUCUUAACGAAACCUACUAUGUCGGAGAAAAAGCUCGGUCAAAUCCAGAUGCCGUCCGAGUCGUGGAGACGUCUCGGGAGUGUUUGGAAAAGUCCAUUGAGCUGGUGAAGCCCGGCAUGCUGUUCAGAGACCCAGGAAAUGUCAUUGAAAAGCACGCAAAGAGUCGGAACUGCAGUGUGGUCAAGAGCUACUGCGGUCAUGGCAUCAACCAGCUGUUUCACUGUGCUCCUAAUGUUCCUCACUAUGCUAAGAACAAGGCGGUGGGGACUGCAAAGCCUGGAAUGUGCUUUACAAUUGAGCCCAUGAUUAACAUCGGUACCCACAGGGACCGCACAUGGCCUGAUGACUGGACUAGCACCACCGCCGAUGGAUCUUUGUCUGCCCAAUUCGAGCACACUCUGCUGGUGACAGAAGACGGUGUUGAGGUAUUGACGGCUCGCCUACCAGAUUCUCCGGGUGGACCUAUCCCUAUGCCAACAGCUGAAGCUAAAACCGAGGCAUGAACUAAAAUGUUAGAAAGGUCUAUUAGAGUGAAGAUGAUUAGAGAAUACGACCAAAACUAUAUAAUGUCGUAAUAUCUAACU
This is a messenger RNA of Aspergillus alliaceus, 1691 nucleotides long. Its product is annotated as methionine aminopeptidase MAP1. The transcript has 3 exons. Gene Ontology annotation, molecular function: metalloaminopeptidase activity. The coding region runs from base 411 to 1610 and encodes 399 amino acids. The record is from RefSeq and is a predicted model, not a curated record. NCBI's taxonomy places the organism in Eukaryota, Fungi, Ascomycota, Eurotiomycetes, Eurotiales, Aspergillaceae. Gene Ontology annotation, biological process: proteolysis.